Messenger RNA from Desarmillaria tabescens, 507 nucleotides. RefSeq lists its product as uncharacterized. The transcript has a single exon. Lineage: Eukaryota; Fungi; Basidiomycota; Agaricomycetes; Agaricales; Physalacriaceae. The record is from RefSeq and is a predicted model, not a curated record. The annotation marks the transcript as partial. Gene Ontology annotation, molecular function: cysteine-type endopeptidase activity. Gene Ontology annotation, biological process: proteolysis.
GCUUCUCGAUUCUGGGCUGUCAUCAUCGGAAUUGACCAGUAUGCAUACGGUGCACUGAGGGGGUGUGUAUCUGAUGCACAAUUAUUUGAGAGAUACCUGAGUGGUGAUCUCUGUGUACCCAGAGAGCGCAUUCAGUUGCUUCUCGGAUCCACGGAGCACGAUUCUCUUGACGAUCCGGUGUACCCUUCCCGUGCUCAUAUUAUCAACAUGCUUCUCAGUUUUAUCAAAAAUCCCUACAUUGAAAAAGGCGAUAACAUCAUCAUUUACUACGCUGGUCACGGCUCUUCCUAUGAAUGUUCGGAGUACCAAGAUGUCGAUAACCCAGAAUACGAAGAAGAAAUCAGUUUCGCAAGCACUGGAUACAUCGAAGCACUUUGUCCCAUCGAUCGUGAUACCUGUGAUGCGGACGGUAACCCUGUCCCUGACAUUAGCGACCGGGAACUCAACACGAUCCUAACGUUGAUCUCUCGAGCAAAGGGUCACCAUAUCACCGUCAUUCUUGACUGC